CUAAUUAACUAUAAUUUUAAGAUAUUUUUAUUAUUUUCAUUAAUUAUAAUUAGUUUAGAACAUGUCUAAUAUUCAUAAGAUUAUUUUAUUAUUUUCAUUAAUAAUUACAGUUGCAAAUUGUUUGACUGACAAUAAUAAUAAUAAUAAUCAGGAUGAUGAUCAAUUAACUAAAGAAGAACUAAUUCAGCAUCUAGAAAAUGAUACUAGACUAAUUAAUAGUAUAAUUGGCGAUUGGCAGCAUAAAGGUUUCGAUGAUUUAACAUUGAAAUUGAUUGAAUUUCAACAAAAAUUUAUUAGCAUAAAAAAUAAUGUCGAAAUAUUGCAAGUAACUGAUCCAGAUUAUCAAAUACAAUUGUCGAUCUAUAAUAAACAACGAUUAGAAUAUGAACAACGAAUGGAAAAUGAAAAUCUAGAUGGUAAUCGUAAAAUUGGUCAUUUCAAUAAAUUGCAACUAGAACAAUUGUAUUCGCAAUUGAAAUCAAAGCAUUUGGAUUAUCUGAAACAAUUAGAAACUAAAAUCAAAACGAUAAAAGAUGAAAAGUUAGCUGAAAUUGAUCCUAACAUAUUGCUAGCAAUGAACAAUAAUAUGAAAACUGAUAUUGUUACUAUCGAAAAUUUAGAUAAAUUGUAUGAUGAAUAUAUUUAAUUUAAAAACUAAUUAAAUUAAAUUCAAAAUUAUAUAUUUCUUAAAACCUGUAUAUUUUAUUAUAUUCAAUUUUUCUAAUAAUAAAUAUUUUAUU
Molecule: messenger RNA, 740 nt
Organism: Oppia nitens
Lineage: Eukaryota; Metazoa; Arthropoda; Arachnida; Sarcoptiformes; Oppiidae
Exons: 2
Coding region: 62-646 (194 amino acids)
Source: RefSeq, a predicted model, not a curated record